CUGAUUGAUACUGACUUCUUCGCUGCUGGAAGCUUGUUUACAUGGACGAUUGUUAGGCUAACAUAACAUAAGGUUACAUCAUAUGUGACCCAGCUUUCUCGGACUAUGACACAGAAUUGCCAAGAAAGUAGCGUUAACUUGGCGCUGGAUUUUGACCAUUUCACCUCACCAUCACAAGGUGUUGUCCUUCAGAGGCGUCAAUUCCACCAUGCUCUAGGGUCUGGUAUGAGGAAGAAUGGCAUAAGGAGAGGCGAAGCUGAAGAGGCACAAAAUACUGAGUCAGAUGAGGUACUGCUUAUUAAUAUAGAUGGUUCAGUUGUUAGCCACGACAGUGCUAACUCAGAAGAACUGACAUGCUGCACGGAUAUGCAGUAUGUUGUCAAACUUCCCCGAAAGCAUCGCAUGAGAGACCAGUUUGGAGACAUUGUCCCAAAUAAACGCAAAACAAGGUUGCCAACGUCCAUGGCAAGAUUACCUUCCUUUAAGUGGAAUGUCAUGGAAGGGUUUAGCAGAGUUACCCUCAACAUCAGAAGUCUUAAAUUUGGAACACUGAACCUGAAUUUCAGAGGACCCAUCACUAUUUCAGUGGAUUACAUCGAAGUUCCAGACAAAGUUCGAAUUGCAGCAUCCGAGCUCAUCAGGUGUGAGUGGUGUACGGCACAUAGACUACCGGCUUUGUUUCUGCAGACUACUGCUGCAGAAUGCCAUCGUCUGAAAGACAGCCUUAGUAUGUCCACAGAUGCAAGAAGUUGGAGCAACUGCCAGAGUCAAAAAGAAAAAUACAUUAUCAUCGUCUUUGAGAGUGAGCCAACAAUGUUGGAAAAGACCACAUUAGAAGAGAUAUUUGCUGAGAUAGGCCGACUUAAUUACAUGAGCAACUUUCCAGCCAUGCUGACAUUUGAGGAAGCAAAUGACAGACUAACAGCUUAUGAACAGUCACACAAAAAUGAGGCUGUACUGCUGGAGGAUGAGGUGGAUGAGCUUCCUCCAAGUCCUUUUACUCCCAAGAGUGAAAUGGCAACGCUUGAUGUGUUGGACAGUGAAGAUGAUAAUGCUGACAAUGAUGUGAUGGUGUGCCCCUCAUUGUGGACUCAACCUGUCAAAAAACUGGUUGUAUAUCCACCACCUCCAGCCAAAGGAGGAUUUUCCAUUACUGACGAAGAUCUAUGUUGCCUCGAUGAGGGAGAAUUCCUGAAUGAUGUGAUUGUGGACUUCUAUUUGAAGUAAGUGGCAACUCUUUUGCACAUUUAUAAUGCUGGAUUUCAGUGCUCAUCAGAGGAUCUAUAUUCAUGAUGGUUAACUGGUAAAUACAUUUUUUUUUGUUGUUGUUUUAGCAUUUUUCAAUUGUGCAAAGUGUGAAAGGUUGCAUUAUGUCACGUCUUGUAAACUUGUGCAUCAUGUAAAAUCCAGAGUUUACCAGUUUGUCGGCUGUUCGAGCACAA
This is a messenger RNA of Colossoma macropomum (tambaqui), 1442 nucleotides long. RefSeq names its product sentrin-specific protease 6-like. The transcript is spliced from 11 exons. The record is from RefSeq and is a predicted model, not a curated record. Gene Ontology annotation, cellular component: cytoplasm; nucleus. Gene Ontology annotation, molecular function: SUMO-specific endopeptidase activity. NCBI's taxonomy places the organism in Eukaryota, Metazoa, Chordata, Actinopteri, Characiformes, Serrasalmidae. The coding region runs from base 106 to 1227 and encodes 373 amino acids. Gene Ontology annotation, biological process: protein desumoylation; regulation of kinetochore assembly; regulation of spindle assembly.